Molecule: messenger RNA, 471 nt
Organism: Ectocarpus sp. CCAP 1310/34
Lineage: Eukaryota; Phaeophyceae; Ectocarpales; Ectocarpaceae
Source: the annotation of a GenBank genome assembly
GUUGUGGGGGCGGUGGGGUGCAGGAGGAACCCCAAGCGGCUGCUGCCGCAAGAAAGAAGGGAGGCUCACCACCGAUCAUGAUGGAAACACCAGCCGAGGUGCGAGCGGCGUUCGGGCUGUUCGACUCGGAGGGGAAAGGCUACGUAGCGGCGGACCUUUUGCAGGCGCGUCUCUUGGACGCUAGCUCCAGGAUAUCGGCCCGGUACCUCAAGCAGUUGCUGAGUCGAGUCUGCAGAGUGGCUGGAGACGGCAAGCGUUUAUUUUUCGAGUACAAGCUGCGUCUAAAGAAUCUGACAACUGAGGGCAGCAGGCUCAGGGCGGAAGAGAAGGGAGGGAAGGAGGAGGAGGAGAACGCGGGGGAAAGCGAAGACGCGGAAACGAAGCAGGGCGAAGCGACGGGGCAAGGCGUUACGUCGGCACCGCCUUUCGCUUAAACGAGCGUCGGGGCGCCUCACGGUGUUCGAGCCCCCC